AUGGACGUCUCCUCUCCCUAUUUCAGCUACGGCGACUGCGCUCGGUACCCCUGGAACGCCAGCAGCUCCGACUCCGAGUUCUACAGCCAGUCCUCUCCGGACGCCCCCUCCCCGGCCUGCUCCGCGGACCUCAGCCUGUCGCCGUCCCCCCAAGCCUGGGGUCCCGGGCCGGGCGCUCGGUCCACGCCCCAGGGGGCCCCUCGGCCCUCCGUCUCCCCGUCGUCGGGCGAGGAGGGCGCCCCCGCCGGCGGGGGCAAGAGGAGGGGGCGCAGGGCGAAGAACCCCAGCAAGCAGCGGCAGAGCGCCAGCGAGAAGGAGAAGCUGAGGAUGAGGGACCUGACCAAGGCCCUGCACCACCUGCGCACCUUCCUCCCCCCCUCCGUGGCCCCCGCGGGCCAGACGCUCACCAAGAUCGAGACCCUGCGCCUGGCCAUCCGCUACAUCGCCCACCUGUCCGACCAGCUGGGGCUCGGGGAGCAGGCCCCGUCCCGCAGGGGCGACCCCUCCGCCUGUGGGGGCCGAACCGAGGACCCGGCGGGGUUCUGCCAGCGCGGCUCCGCCCCGGGAUUUUGGGGGCACCCCGAGCAGGGGCAGGGACGGGGACAGGGCGCGGGAGGGUAUCAGCGCACCCCCAUGCCCGCGUGCCCCGCGCAGAACCCCGGAGCGCAACGUAGCCGAUUUGCCGCCGCGCUGGAGGUGUCUCUUCAGGAUGAGCUCCUAAACUCCAGCCUGGACUCUCUACUGCAGUCACCAUCGUGCACAGAGACGGCACCGUCCUAUCAGAUGUACAGCAGGGACCUGUCCUCUCAGAUCAUCCCUCAAGAGUUCUGGGUUUGAGAAGAUUCCUUCACCAUGAAAAGACCCUCAUCUGUUUUAUGUUCUCAGACUCUCAUAUCUAUUUGUACAGUAUUUAAAUACAACUGAAACAGCUUAUGACGCAAUUUAAUUUAAUUUAUUUAAACUCAAAAUAAUAUAUUUUUAUGCUAAUGUUAUGAUGUAAAUACUGAAAAUUGUAUGUGUACUAUUUAUAAUAAAAAUGUCUUUUUUUAAA
This is a messenger RNA of Anguilla rostrata (American eel), 1051 nucleotides long. RefSeq names its product mesoderm posterior bb (gene mespbb). Bases 1 to 837 code for a protein of 278 amino acids. Gene Ontology annotation, molecular function: protein dimerization activity; RNA polymerase II cis-regulatory region sequence-specific DNA binding; DNA-binding transcription factor activity, RNA polymerase II-specific. Lineage: Eukaryota; Metazoa; Chordata; Actinopteri; Anguilliformes; Anguillidae. The transcript is spliced from 2 exons. The record is from RefSeq and is a predicted model, not a curated record. Gene Ontology annotation, biological process: regulation of transcription by RNA polymerase II; mesoderm formation; heart morphogenesis. Gene Ontology annotation, cellular component: nucleus.